GCCCAAGGCGGUGCAACAACGCUCGACAACGCGCAGCUGCUGCACGCCCUGUGCAACCGGCAGCGCGGUCAGAAGCCCAUGAGCGCAGCACCGGCUGCGGCGGCACAGGCUGCCGGAGGCAGGGCGGCCGGCGAGGGGCGUGAGGAGGCUGCGGCUGCACAGGCUGCGGCUGCAGCAGAGGCUGCGGCGGCAGAGGCUGCGGCGGCAGAGGCUGCGGCGGCACAGGCUGUGGCGGCGGAAAGGACGGCGGCGGCACCGGCCAAGCUGGUAAAGGCUGCGGCGGCACAGGCUGCGGCGGAAAGGGCAGCGGCAGCACAGGCGGCGUCACAGGCUGCGGCGGAAAGGGCUGCGGCGUCACAUGCUGCGGUGGCAAGGGCUGCGGCGGCACAGGCUGCAGAGCACGAGGCGUCAGAGUUGAGAAAGGAUGAGAUAGUCAAGGGGAUGGUGCUGCGGCAGGAGCUAAAGGGUACGACAUGGGUGCAGUGGGGGCUGCUGGCGGCGGCGGCGGCGGGCGUGGUGCUGGUACUCGUGGCGCGGUAAUGCAGCUUGGGCCUUGCCGGCGGGACGUAGGUGGUGUGCUGUGCCACAUGAGGUGUUACGCGAGUAGACGAAGGAUGCGCGGUGAACGAGGGUUGAGUGCGUGCGAGCAUGAGUGUGGGCAUUUCGCGAAAAUCAGCCCCCC
Molecule: messenger RNA, 682 nt
Organism: Chlamydomonas reinhardtii
Lineage: Eukaryota; Viridiplantae; Chlorophyta; Chlorophyceae; Chlamydomonadales; Chlamydomonadaceae
Exons: 1
Coding region: 79-540 (153 amino acids)
Source: RefSeq, a predicted model, not a curated record